Messenger RNA from Sus scrofa (pig), 4190 nucleotides. It is a transcript of the gene DBT, whose product is annotated as dihydrolipoamide branched chain transacylase E2. Gene Ontology annotation, cellular component: cytoplasm; mitochondrion. The record is from RefSeq and is a predicted model, not a curated record. Gene Ontology annotation, molecular function: lipoic acid binding; acetyltransferase activity. NCBI's taxonomy places the organism in Eukaryota, Metazoa, Chordata, Mammalia, Artiodactyla, Suidae.
GAGUAAGAUGGCUGCAGCGCGUGUGCUGAGGACCUGGAGCCGCAAUGCUGGGCGGCUGGUAAGCAGGUUGGGCAGAUCUGAGGUCGGGAAGAUGUGGUUGUCCGGCGUCACCUGGGGGAGGUGUGUUAACUUUGUCCUCCGAGUGCCUCGCGUGCAGGUCUCGCGUGAUGGAAAGGUGGAGGGAUGUGUGCACAACGAAGGGCAGCGAAGGUGGCGAGCCAACCUGGCUGGAGACCCAGUUUCUCUCCUUACCUGCGUGCGCUUCUGAGAUUUGUGUCCGCUACUUUCAAACAAGCGGUAAUGUUCAUGUUUUAAAGCCAAAAUAUGUUUGUUCCUUUGGUGCUCCUUCAUUCAAGUAUAGUCAUCCUCAUCAUUUGCUGAAAACAAGUGCUGUUUUACAGGGACAGAUCGUUCAGUUCAAACUCUCAGACAUCGGAGAAGGGAUUAGAGAAGUAACUGUUAAAGAAUGGUAUGUAAAAGAAGGAGAUACAGUGUCUCAGUUUGAUAGCAUCUGUGAAGUUCAAAGUGAUAAAGCUUCUGUUACUAUCACUAGUCGUUACGAUGGAGUCAUUAAAAAACUGUAUUACAAUCUAGACGAUACUGCUUAUGUGGGAAAGCCAUUAGUAGAUAUAGAAACGGAAGCCUUAAAAGAUUCAGAAGAAGAUGUUGUUGAAACUCCUGCUGUGUCCCAUGAUGAACAUACACACCAAGAGAUAAAGGGCCACAAAACACUGGCAACUCCAGCAGUUCGUCGCCUUGCAAUGGAAAACAAUAUUAAGCUGAGUGAAGUUGUUGGCUCAGGAAAAGAUGGCAGAAUACUUAAAGAAGAUAUUCUCAACUAUUUGGAAAAGCAAACAGGAGCUAUAUUACCUCCUUCACCAAAAGCUGAAAUUAUACCACCUCCACCAAAACCAAAAGACAGAACUAUUCCUAUACCAAUAUCAAAACCUCCAGUGUUCACAGGCAAAGACAGAACAGAACCUAUAAAAGGCUUUCACAAAGCAAUGGUCAAGACCAUGUCUGCAGCCCUAAAGAUACCUCACUUUGGGUAUUGUGAUGAGGUUGACCUUACUGAACUGGUUAAGCUCCGUGAAGAAUUAAAACCCAUUGCUCUGGCUCGUGGAAUUAAACUCACCUUUAUGCCCUUCUUCUUAAAGGCUGCUUCCUUGGGAUUGCUGCAGUUUCCCAUCCUUAAUGCUUCUAUGGAUGAAAACUGCCAGAGCAUAACAUAUAAGGCUUCUCAUAACAUUGGUGUGGCAAUGGAUACAGAUCAGGGCUUGAUUGUUCCUAAUGUGAAGAACGUUCAGAUCUGCUCCAUAUUUGAGGUCGCCACUGAAUUGAACCGCCUCCAGAAGUUGGGCUCUGCGGGCCAGCUCAGCACCCCUGAUCUUACAGGAGGAACGUUUACUCUUUCCAACAUUGGAUCAAUUGGUGGUACCUAUGCCAAACCAGUGAUACUACCACCCGAAGUGGCAAUUGGGGCCCUUGGAGCAAUUAAGGCCCUUCCCAGAUUUAAUGAGAAGGGAGAUGUACAUAAGGCCCAGAUCAUGAACGUGAGCUGGUCAGCAGAUCACAGAAUUAUUGAUGGCGCUACAAUGUCACGCUUCUCUAAUUUGUGGAAAUCCUACUUAGAAAACCCCAGUCUUAUGCUGCUAGAUCUGAAAUGAAGAUUCAUAAGACGUCCUUGAACUUUCUUUCCGAGCUUCCAAAGGAAAAGCAGAGCCCAGCCGUGCCGCACAUGUUCUUCCUUACAGUUGGUGUCGCCAACGGUUUGUGAUACGGGAUGAAGAUUCUGAGGCACAGUGUGUAUCACUGUUCUGUUAGACUUUCUGCAGAAGACAGAUAAUGGUGUAAAGUUCUCCUUGGCUGUCAAUUUUGUAGGUCCUAGUGUGACUUCUUAAUGUGGUGCUGAGGUCUUCGUGUUAAUGGAAUAAAACUGGCAGGAACAAUGAAAUCAAUGUUACUUGAAGACAGGCACCUAUAUGCAGUAUUUGCCCUUUUUUUUAAAUUUUAAACUAACUCUUAGUGAAACUUGUCCAUUACACUUAGUUAGGAACAGGAAUUUAUAUGUAAAAAUCUUUCUAUUGCCCCGCAAUAAUGCAAAUUGUUGUACAAAAUAAGUGCAAUUAUACGUAGCUUUUAAGAUAUACAAGAAUGUGUUGCUCUGUAGAGAUUAUCAUCUGUAAGUGUCUUAUUUGUAUAAAUUAAUAUCUUUUAAAAGGGAAAAUUACAAGCUAAUCUUAAAAAUGCCCAAUUAUAAUUUUAUAAUCAGUGAGGCUAUUAAAGGUAUUUGUUUAAAAUGGAUAUACUUUUAGAAUUUUGGUAAUAUUUUGGUGUUUUAUUGGGAAAACUUCACCCUUUGCAGCCUUGCUUCGUGUAAGGAAGGCACUUUAAAUAUAACAGGCUGUUGACAUUGUCUUACAUUCAGAAGUCCAUUGCCUUUUAGCUUUUUUUUUUUAAACUUUCUUGGCUGCCCCUAAAAAAUAGGCUAGAUUAAGAAGUUAUGUUCUUGGAGUUCCCAUCAUGGCUCAGUGGUUAAUGAAUCUGACUAGGAACCAUGAGACUGCGUGUUCAAUCCCUGAGUGAGGUGCUCAGUGGGUUAAGAAUCUGGCGUUGCCAUGAGCUGUGGUGUAGGUCGUAGAUGAGGCCCAGAUCCUGCGCUGCUAUGGCUGUGGUGUAGGCUUGCAGCUACAGUUCCGAUUAGACCCCUAGCCUGGGAACCUCCAUAUGCUGCAGGUAUGGCCCUAGAAAAGACAAAAAAAAAGAGAAGUUAUGUUCUAGUCCAUUCUCUGUAUCCUGAGAAGGAAUAUGAAUAACAGGAGAGAGACGAGUAAUGGGUAAUUAUGGACAGUAAAAUAAUACAUUUUGUACAGAAAUAAAGGUAUCCUCAUAAUCAUUUUGUUAGAGGCCCACCUGAAUCAGAAAUAGCACCAAGGUGAAUUAUAAUCCACCAUUUUGAUUUGCAUUAAGAAAUUCAUGUUUUGUUUUUUUUCUUUUUAGGGCUGCACUCUCGGCAUAAGGAGCUUCCCAAGGCUAGGGUUUAAACUGGAGCUGCAGCUGCCGGCCUACAUCAGAGCCACAGCAGCACCGGAUUGAGCUGCGUCUUCAACCUACACCACAGCUCACAGCAACGCCAGAUCCUUAACCCACUGAGAGAGGGCAUGGAUCAAACCCACACCCUCAUGGAUACCAGUCGGGUUUGUUACCGCUGAAUCACAGCGGGAACUUGCCGAGACCAGCUCAGCAAGAUGGGGCUGAAGAACAGGUGCUGUGAGAUUUAAGGGGAAAAGUUAACAUAAAACAAGACACAGAGACAUUUAUCUUAAGUAAAGGUGGGAACCAGGGGACUCAAGGUCUCAGGGAUCAAGAGCUCCCCCUCAAGAAACCACACUGCUUUUAUUGUGCUCUUUGGGAUUAUGUCAAGUGAGGAGGGGGCUAUGGGUAGAGGACGUACAGUUUUUUUUUUAUUAUUUCAUAAGUUCUUUUAUUGUUUUAAAAGUCACUUAGCUGGUAAAAGGUUAAGCUUUUACUCUGACCUUUAGGCACAUAACAAUCAUUAGCUUUUGAGUUACCUAUCUAUGCAUAGCAUUCCAGAGAAUCUUCACUGUGCUUCCUCAAAUGGCAUGCCUAUUUGUGGCAACCCUGCAUGCCUAGGUUUGCAUCUUGGUUCUCUUUGUUAAUGCAUAUUCUGCUAACAACCACUCAUAAACCACUUGGCCAUGAGGUUCCUCUUUCUCUUAUCCCUUAGAGGACAUAUCAUGCUUGUGCAAGCACGGCCUGCCAAUCUGCACAGGUCUGAGGUGCCUAGACCAAUGCAUUAUGUCCUCAUUCAGCUGACCCUAUGAAUAGCUUAUGCCUUUAGGUCUUUGUUCUUAAGCUUAAGUCAUUUACCAGCACUGUGACUGUUUUUCAAGCAGGAAGAUGGGAUUUUUCAGCAAAGAGGCUAAGAAAAUAUUGUAGAGACAUGUCUCGCAGCAGGAACUCCCAGAUUAUUUCUAAUAUCAUCUGGUUGAAUGCCGUGUGUUCAAGUGAAGUUUUGUGACAAAAGAGAAAUUCUUUUAAUGACUACUUGGUUUUUUUAUAAAUGGAAAUGAUGUAUAAAUUAGAAAAUAAUGGAUCGAAUGAAUGUUACUCUUUUUCAAAUUCAGAUAGUAUGAAGAGUUGCAAAGAAAAUAAAAUCAUUACAAUCC